GGGGUGGCCAGUCUUCUUCUGGCUGUGCCGGGUGGAGAUUAUAACAGAACAUGGCCAAGAUGUUCAAAUGUUAAAUGACCAGCAUGGUCGAAUAAUAAUAAGGCAGAACAGUUGAAACUGCACAUGAGGGUAACUGUAGCAAUCUGUUGUCUCUGGGAUACAAUUAUGGAAUGGCGAGCUUCAACAUUCAAGACUGUGACCAGAACACCAGUCCAAAUCUGUCUGAGUGUGGAUAGGCAUGUACCGAGACAGCAGCAGAGGCCGCGUACCCAGAUGACCCACCAGCAGGUUGCCCAACUCCGUCUGCUACAGGGAGCAACCCAGCCCCCUGCGGUGUGAGGGCCUGGCAUGCAGGGUAGUGCAGGUGUGGUUUCAGAAUAACUGGGCCAAAGAGAAGAGGGCCAGGAGCCUUAGAGUCGACCCAACCACAGGAUAUAGAGAGACUGCAGAGGACAGGGGAGAGAACACACAGCCAUGAACCAAGUGCACGUCAGCCACAAUAAUGAACCAACCACAGACACAGCCAUGAACCAACCACAUGCCCAAGAAGCCAAAGAGCAUUCUACCAGUGUAUCUCAUCCCCUCCUCAGCCCAAAAACAUCACAGGGCAUACCUCCUAGAGCUUUAAGACACAACUCCUCUGUUCCUCCCUCUCUCCUCUCCUGUCCUUUCUUCCAACUGAUACCUCAGGAGUUAACCCCUCCAUGCCAACAGAUGUCCCUGUCGAGACCAUAUCAUCUGGAGAAUCAGGAAAUGCAAUAGACCAUGCCUGUAUCGGGUGGUGAGGACCCCAUGUCCCAGGUUCGUCAGAUGCUGAGAGAGUUGCUUGUGGGGAGAGAGAACGCGGAGGGCUUCUUCUGUCUGUGUGUGUCUGUACUGGGACACAACGAUACACGGACACAUUUCUUGCCGCUCAUCCAGCUCCUAGCCACCGAUCACAACAGGCUUCACACCACCCUCACCUCCAUCUAUUUGGAAUACUUCUCCAAGGAUGAGGAUGAUGAGUUGGCAGUGGCUCUGGCUCUGUCCCUAUUAGAGGCCAAAGGGCAACAGCAGACCAAUACCAAGCCCCUCUUCCCAGACCCUAAACUCCAGGGUCAAACAGACACCCAGGCUACGGCAACUUACAGACCCCAGAAUAGCUCCAUUCAGAGUCAGUCAGUUUCUCCUAAUGGUAGCUCCAGCCAGCCUCCGCCAGCCCCUCUGCCCAUGGGUGCGAGCUACGCCCAGCUAGCAGCAGUAGGAGGAAGGAGACAGACUCAGGCUCAACACCAAGACUCCACAUCACCCAGAAGAUCAUCUGGACAUGGCAGCUCUCCUCAGACAGAGAGACAGAGAGGCCCAACCCAGACCCAGAAACAGACAGAUAUAAAGUGGUCUAACGUCACUCAGGAUGUGUGUGCCUCUAUUGCCACUUUGACAUCCAAUCUCAACCAAACCAAAGAUGACGUCACUGUGGUGGAGUGCAAAGUGGACCAAUCUGAGAAGCCAAAGCGCUCAAAGAACAGACGUCAGCGGAGGAAGGGGUAUGGCCAGCAGGUGGUAGGUGUGCCUCGAUGCCCCUCUGCUCCACCCCCUGUGCUGCUGUGGUUCCGCAGGGACCUGCGUCUCUAUGACAACCCAGCUGUGAUUGGCUCGUUGGAGGCUGGAGGGCCGGUCAUCCCCGUCUUUAUCUGGUGCCCAGAGGAGGAGGAGGGUCCUGGGGUAACCGUGGCUAUGGGAGGGGCCUGUAAAUUCUGGCUGCACCAGGCCCUGUCCUGUCUCAGCUCUGCUCUGGAACACAUCGGCAGCCAUCUUGUUUUCCUUCAGGCGGAUGAGGAGAGAGAGGGGAUUGGUUCUUCGCUGCUCGCCCUGAGGAGUCUGGUGAGAGAGACGGGGGCUCAGACGGUGCUGGCUAGCGCCCUCUAUGAGCCGUGGCUGAGAGAGCGGGACCAGGUAGUGGUGUCAGCGCUGCAGAAAGACAGGGUGGAGGUUAACAUGGUCCACUCCUACUGUCUCAGAGACCCUUAUACUGUUACUACUGAGGGGGUGGGACUCAGAGGUAUUGGUUCUGUAUCCCACUUCAUGAGUUGCUGUCAGAUGAACCCUGGCCCAGGGUUAGGGGUUCCCCUGGACCCCCCCAUAUCGCUCCCCUCACCCUCUGUCUGGCCCAGAGGCUGCCCUCUGGAGGGGCUAGGACUGGCACGAAUGCCCUGCAGAAAGGAUGGAACCACGAUUGACUGGGCGGCUAACAUCAGGAGUUCAUGGGACUUUAGUGAGGAGGGGGCUCAGUCACGUCUAGAGGCCUUUCUAAAUGAUGGUGUGUACAGAUAUGAGAAGGAAUCAGGGCGUGCGGAUGCCCCCAACACCAGCUGUCUGUCUCCUUACCUGCACUUUGGCCAGCUGAGUGCUCGCUGGCUGCUGUGGGACACUAAAGGGGCGCGCUGCCGAUCCCCCAAGUUUAUACGAAAACUGGCCUGGAGGGACCUGGCCUACUGGCAGCUAACAUUGUUCCCAGACCUGCCCUGGGAAUCACUCAGACCACCAUACAAGGCCCUUCGGUGGAGCAAUGAGAGGGGUCAUCUGAAGGCAUGGCAGAAGGGCAGGACAGGUUAUCCUCUAGUAGACGCUGCAAUGAGACAGCUGUGGCUGACUGGAUGGAUGAACAACUAUAUGAGACACGUAGUGGCUUCUUUCCUCAUAGCUUACCUCCAUCUACCAUGGCAGGAGGGAUAUCGCUGGUUCCAGGACACCCUUGUGGAUGCUGACGUGGCCAUAGAUGCCAUGAUGUGGCAGAAUGGAGGCAUGUGUGGUCUGGACCACUGGAACUUUGUCAUGCACCCUGUUGACGCAGCCAUGACCUGUGACCCUUAUGGAAGCUAUGUCAGGAAGUGGUGCUCUGAGCUGGCGGUGCUGCCUGAUGACCUCAUACACAAACCCUGGAAGUGCCCAGCCUCCAUGCUGCGCCGUGCCGGUGUAGUCCUAGGCCAGUCCUACCCAGAGCGUGUGGUGACAGAUCUGGAGGAGAGGAGGAGCCAGUCUUUGCAGGACGUGGCAUUGGUGAGGCGGCGUUUUGGGGAGUACGUGGACCCCUGCUCGGGGUGCGACCUGGUCCCCCUGCCCCCCCGUCUGGUCUCGGAGGCCAUGGGUGGAGGUAUGGUCAACACAGGUGGGCAGUUCCUCCUGCCUGUUAUCACCCGUAUGGAGUUCAAGCACCAAUCAGAUGAUCCAGACGCGGACGCUGCCUCUAACCCCUAUAACGCCGUUCUGAAGGGCUACGUGAGCCGCAGGCGGAAUGAGACCAUCGCCUUCCUGAACCAGACAGACUUCACAGCCAGCGUGAUAAACGAGGGAGCAGAGAGGAGGGAAAGACAGGAGCAAGACCAGAGGAGGAUGGAGGGACUUCCACGCCCCCUUGCAGUUGAACAAAGGGGAAAGAGGACCCCCGCUGCCAAGGACAGGUUCUCCACAGUGCCUGGGAGAGUGGCUACUUCUCACAGAUGACCAUAAGGGCAGGGGCUAAAGGUUCGAUAGAGCCACUGUGGUGCCCAAUGGCCUUUCCUCAAUUGAUUUGCUUAACUUCUGCGUCCUUCCUCACCUACUUUUGAAAAUGGUCAAAGGUAAAUCAAGGAGACGCGGGGAAGUGAGGAAACGUGGACUAAAAUGUGCUUGUAUCAAUUGUCUCUCCUUCAUUUACGUGUCAUCAGGCAAAUUGUUUACAGUGGAUCACAAAAAAUAAAUGUGCAAAGUGAUCAAAAUAAAUUAAGUUAGUUGUGCAAGA
Oncorhynchus gorbuscha (pink salmon) is the source of this 3760-nucleotide messenger RNA. RefSeq names its product deoxyribodipyrimidine photo-lyase. Gene Ontology annotation, biological process: entrainment of circadian clock by photoperiod; circadian regulation of gene expression. Gene Ontology annotation, molecular function: DNA binding; FAD binding. The transcript is spliced from 11 exons. The record is from RefSeq and is a predicted model, not a curated record. Lineage: Eukaryota; Metazoa; Chordata; Actinopteri; Salmoniformes; Salmonidae. Gene Ontology annotation, cellular component: cytoplasm; nucleus. Bases 766 to 3483 code for a protein of 905 amino acids.